Botrytis fragariae is the source of this 303-nucleotide messenger RNA. Its product is annotated as putative cytochrome p450 monooxygenase protein. The record is from RefSeq and is a predicted model, not a curated record. Lineage: Eukaryota; Fungi; Ascomycota; Leotiomycetes; Helotiales; Sclerotiniaceae. The transcript has 2 exons. Gene Ontology annotation, molecular function: heme binding; oxidoreductase activity, acting on paired donors, with incorporation or reduction of molecular oxygen; monooxygenase activity. Bases 1 to 303 code for a protein of 100 amino acids.
AUGAACACUAGAUCAUCGAUAUGGCGUUCCGACUCUCUCGAAUUCAGAUCACCUCGCUGGCUCAAGCUCUCCACUGGUGAUGAGACUGUCCGUGGACCUCGCGGCACAUUUAUUCCCUGGUCCGCGGGUCUGCGCUUCUGUCUUAUCUUCAAAACGGCUCAUGUAGAGUUCAAAUUAGAAAUAGUGAGGCAAGAGGGCGAGACCGAACAGGAUGCAAGAGAUGGAAUGGCUGCUAUGGGUUUAGGUAGUUCACCCAAAUCGACUUUGCAAAUUAACAGACCGCAGGAUGUGGAAUUGAGAUGA